AUCCAUCACUGUCAGAAAAGGUGGAGGAGCUCUUAGGGAGGAAAGGAAAGAUCGUUUUCUAACCCAGGUUUUUAGGAAAGUGUCGAAUAAUGAGGAAAAUUAAGAGAAAAUAAUUAUUUUUUUAAAGUUAAAUAUUGAUUUAAUAAUUCGUCCCAUAAAGAAAAUCUAAAUCAAAUGAAAUCAGGUGCUAAUUCGGACAACUUUGGUAAAUUUUUACGCAUCAGUCCCAUUAAAAAGCUUCUUUUUAUCACAUUAAAGCAACUAAUUGGUUAUUCGAACCCCAAAUAGCAGUUUGUGUUAAUGGAAACAGUCUCAGGAAUAGAAGAUGUUUGUUUUGUUUAAAGACGUGAUGUUGCGCCUCAUAAAGGUCUGAACUCGUCGCGCAUUAGUUAAACCAACUCUCGGGCUAAUUGCUCACUUUGUAUGCAAAUAUUGGACACGUUGUUUGGACAAGAGAGGGUGGAGGGAGGGGGUGACGAUGGGACAGGCUCUGUUGUCAGUUGCCACCCAAGACGUGAUUCAGCUCCAACAAUCACCAUUAUCUGUUCCUCAGCGCGACGCUACGGGACGAAUCUGUAAUGAUGACGAGUGUUUCCUUGGCUCUUUGUCGAGUCCACACCCAGUGAUCAUUAUUCAGGUACCGAACCGAGCGCGAGGCUUUAAAACGCUCAGCUUGGUGCGCGCUGCUGUUUGGACAGCGCGUAAAGAGGAGCGUCUGUUAGAGUUCGCGUUCUUGUUUGCUAAACAAACCCGGAGUGAGUCCAGAUGACUGCGCCACCCAGGUUCAGCUUUUCCGUCCGGAGCAUCCUGGACCUGCCGGAGCAAGAUGCGGAGGCGGCGCCGCGCUCCUCCUCGGUGUUCUCCUCCUGCUCCUCUGGCUCUCCAUCCUACAGCCACUGGAUCCACUGCGACCAGAGUCCGUGUUUAUCUUCUGAUGAGGGCCAGUUCGGAACCUCUCCGGACUCUACCAAACCGGACGCCUGCCUGGACUCGGAGCCGGAGAGGAUCAAGAAGAACAAGAAGCGCCGCGUCUUGUUCUCCAAGGCCCAGACUCUGGAGCUGGAGAGGCGCUUCCGCCAGCAGCGGUACCUGUCCGGUCCGGAGCGAGAGCAGCUUGCCCGAAUCCUGAGCCUCACCCCGACGCAGGUGAAGAUCUGGUUCCAGAACCACCGCUACAAGAUGAAGAGAGGCCGAGCGGAGGGCGCGCAUUUGGACGUGGAGAUACCGCCGCCUCCGCUGCUGCGCCGGGUCGUUGUUCCGAUUCUGGUCCGGGACGGGAAGCCUUUCCAUCCCUGUUUACUCGACACAGAGAAGGCUGGUUGCUGUCCUCCCUCUCAUGCGCUCCCUUUCCCCCUGGCAUUCCCCACCCUCCAGCACCCCUCCAGGUACCAGCAGCACUUCCCGGCUGCGGCGGCCUCCAGGUUCGCCUGGAGGGACUUUUGGAGCGACUCGGUUCCGUUAAGUUCCUUCAAAUGAAGCUCUUGUGUAAAUAAACAUUUAGAAUGGCAUCAAAUGUUUUCUAAAUACUUUGAGCUACUUAAACAUUUUGAUCUGAACACAUUUUGCACAUUUAUGUUGAUAUUUUAUGUGUUUGAUGGAGCAGCAAGUUUUAAACCCUUUAUUUGUAUAAAUAACUUUUAGACCCAAACAGAAAAACACUUUAGUCUGUGGAGCAAAAUGAAUGUAGUUUGUUGUUUUUAUGGUUAUGUUUUUAAAAGUUUAUUUUGUGGAAAAUAUAUGAAUAAAUCUCAUA
Messenger RNA from Nothobranchius furzeri (turquoise killifish), 1753 nucleotides. RefSeq names its product NK2 transcription factor related, locus 9 (Drosophila) (gene nkx2-9). NCBI's taxonomy places the organism in Eukaryota, Metazoa, Chordata, Actinopteri, Cyprinodontiformes, Nothobranchiidae. The record is from RefSeq and is a predicted model, not a curated record. Gene Ontology annotation, molecular function: RNA polymerase II cis-regulatory region sequence-specific DNA binding; DNA-binding transcription factor activity, RNA polymerase II-specific. Gene Ontology annotation, biological process: cell differentiation; regulation of transcription by RNA polymerase II. Gene Ontology annotation, cellular component: nucleus.